This is a messenger RNA of Folsomia candida, 1922 nucleotides long. RefSeq lists its product as uncharacterized. The coding region runs from base 340 to 1719 and encodes 459 amino acids. Gene Ontology annotation, cellular component: membrane. The transcript is spliced from 6 exons. NCBI's taxonomy places the organism in Eukaryota, Metazoa, Arthropoda, Collembola, Entomobryomorpha, Isotomidae. The record is from RefSeq and is a predicted model, not a curated record. Gene Ontology annotation, molecular function: beta-1,4-mannosylglycoprotein 4-beta-N-acetylglucosaminyltransferase activity. Gene Ontology annotation, biological process: protein N-linked glycosylation; N-acetylglucosamine metabolic process.
GUAAAGUAUGUACUACAUGUGCGUUUAAUUCAUGCCAUGCAGUUUAUUUAUUGUUAAAAUUGACAUAUAAACACUUAUUGUACGUAUCAAAAGAAGUAAUUUCAAUCGUUGUAAAAUAUGAGAAUAAAACCAUUUGACAAUACAAAAUAAAACCUUCUUCCUUUUGUAGUCGUUGCCUAUGUAAGAGCAAUUUUACACUUAAUUUAUGUACAAGGCUGUUUUACACUGUUAAAAAUCACUGUAAUAACAGAUUUUGUAGACAAUCGACAACGACAAACUUAUAAAUAUCUAGUUAAUUUUGUAUUUUGUUCUUAAAAUAAUUAUUUUAAAGCACGUGUUAUGACGUCAUUAAAACGGAAAAUGGUAUACCUUAUUAGUCUAUUGGUACUUUCAGUACUCACACUACUGGGGAUAAGCACUCAAUUACUUGUACAGCAGAAGCUUAACCCUGCUUUUCGAAAAUUCUUGGGGUGUGGCAAUACUACAAAUAGGCCAAAAGUCCGUUUCGAUAAUCAAGGGCGAUCGAAUUUUACCAAUGUGUUUGACAACUUUCUGUGGUCCAACUUUACUGCGGCCAUAAAACAAGAAAACCGUGAGGACAUCUGGACGUACGUCAAUGAUCUCAUCAUGCGACUCACUCCUUAUCUCACGAGAGAACCUCCCAUUCCAAUCAAUGAAUCAUGCAUAAUUCAGCCAUUAAGAACAAAAGACCAGAUUGAAUGCGAAAAAUAUAAUGGAACGCUCUCCGCAUACUCGGAAAAGAAAAUCGGACUUCUCAUUCAAUUCGGUUUCGAAGUCGACACGUUAGAAAUACACCUGAACGAAUUGUUUGACGUUGUGGACAUUUUUUUUAUUAUCGAAUCCACGCAUACUCAUUCAAGAUUUUACAGGAAACCAUUAAUUUGGGAACGAAUUAAGUAUCAGCCACGGUUCCAAAAAUUCCAGUCCAAGAUCGUUUAUUUCUUGAUUGAUGACGCAUCCUCAAUAACUGCCAUGAUGAAGAUUCAGAAUUCUACUGAUAUUAAUAGUUUCGCUUCAGAGGAUUUGCAAGAAAAGCUUCGUUGGAAAAAAUUCCUGGAAUGGAAUAAUGCCACGAAGUUUUUUAACGAGGAAGAUUUACUAGGAUUUGGCGAUAGUGAUGAAGUUGCAAGUCGUGAAACUGUAAAUUAUUUAAAACAUUGUGUGCCAGAAUCUGACCCAAUAGACAUUGGGAUCUGGUUUCCAUUCGGUGCAAUUGAUCAAGCAUAUUUAUCAGACUUUCCUGUAUACGAACAUCCAUUCACAAUUGGUGACCCCACAUUCUGGACAUUAAAAACAGCUAAGGAUAUCAAUACCUUGGCUCAUUUCAACUUAGCCGGAUAUCCAACCAGGAACCGAGGAAGGUCUGCAGCUCACUUGCUCGGUGGAAUGCAUAUGACGCAUUACGGGUACCUUCCAUCCAUACUUAUCAAGCAACUCACUCUCUCGGAAAGUAGUUAUAAUUACUUGAAGCAAGUCGCAGAGCUCCCCCUGCAUUUUAAGAACAAGGAUUUGGAGGAACUCCAAGCGUUUUAUCGCGAACAAUACUACAAAGACAUUAAAUAUCGCAUAUUAAACUUGGAGAGAGUAAAAAUAAUUGACCCCGAGAAAGAGAAAAUUGUUGUAUUGCCUUGGUUCUACAACUGCAAUCGAGAUCGAUAUCCUUCAUGGGAAAGGAAAUUAGACCCAAGACUGUAUUAGUUAAUUUUACUCAUUAGCAAUUUUUACUAAUUACCUGUUAGACACCAUCAUGCCAAUAUAUGGUACUUAUGGUGAAUGUUUUCUAAUUAAACUUUCCAUUAUGAUCUACAUGUAUGGUGUACUUCUCUCACAAUUGCUGUACAUCGCCUUGGUGCAACGAGCAAAAGCCAUUCAAUACAUUAAAACAAAAACUGUAGAUUUUA